AUGUACUCAUCCGCAAAAAGUAUCGGCGGCGACGUCGAUGACCUGAAAGAUGCCAGCAACUAUGAAGCACUCUUUGACUCUGGCUACAACUCCAACGUGCAAAGUAAAACCUUCAUUGAUGAAGCUGACAUUGAGUCAAUGCAUUGCUCAACCGAUGCUGCCAACGAUGACCCUAGUCGCAAGGGCAAGAGUCAUCCUGCUGAGACCUCAAAGGAGGCCCACAGCAAAACCAACGUCCAACAGUGGUCUGACUCAGGCGUCUGCAUUACCGAUUCCGGGCUCAGUAUCACCGAGGAUGACCACUUUGAAACAAGUCAACUUGAUAGUGAGACCAGCAGCAAGGCUGCCGUUGAGCCAGUGAGUGAUCUGCCUCGUCGGUGGCUCCAAGAGCAAAACAGCGAGGGUGAUACAUUGCUGCACCUGGCCAUCAUCGAAGACAUGGAAGAGAUUGCCUGCUCGAUUAUCCAAAACAUCCCCAGCUCUAGUGAUUUGCUCAACUCAUUCAACUAUUUGUACCAGGAAGGCAGAUGCGGCAAGACAAUUCUCCACUGGGCCGCGGAGAAUUCCAACUUGCAACUAGUGACCUUUCUUCUGAAAAAGUGCAAUCCCGACGUCAGUGUGCGGACGUUUUCCGGACAAACGGCGCUUCAUGUCGCGUGGAAGGCCAACCUGUCGCUGAAGCACGAAACUUCGAAUGACCUUAAAUCCAAAUCCAACAAGAUCGUCAAUUUGCUGCUCGAAAGGAGCGGCGAAGAAUCGAAGAUCUCCCUGGAGAGUCUCUACACCGACUCCGAGUCAGAUUACACGUCUGAUGAGGAAUAA
Rhagoletis zephyria (snowberry fruit fly) is the source of this 822-nucleotide messenger RNA. The record is from RefSeq and is a predicted model, not a curated record. NCBI's taxonomy places the organism in Eukaryota, Metazoa, Arthropoda, Insecta, Diptera, Tephritidae.